Molecule: messenger RNA, 5694 nt
Organism: Scatophagus argus
Lineage: Eukaryota; Metazoa; Chordata; Actinopteri; Scatophagidae
Gene: cps1
Product: carbamoyl-phosphate synthase 1, mitochondrial
Exons: 38
Coding region: 395-4930 (1511 amino acids)
Biological process (GO): 'de novo' pyrimidine nucleobase biosynthetic process; L-arginine biosynthetic process; L-glutamine metabolic process
Cellular component (GO): cytoplasm; carbamoyl-phosphate synthase complex
Molecular function (GO): carbamoyl-phosphate synthase (glutamine-hydrolyzing) activity; ATP binding; metal ion binding
Source: RefSeq, a predicted model, not a curated record
UAAUUUUAAAAAAUAAAGCAAGAUUGGAAAUAAGUUGUUAAAUUUGAGAGAUUAAGAUUUUGAUACAUCAGAAAGAGGCCUGCAGGACUGCUUCAAAGUUUGCAGAUGUGAAUCACAGGUUCAUCCCCUCUUGUUUAACAAGAAGUAUGAGCUUUCCUGAAGACCAAUCCAAACGCCGUGCGCUUAAUGCGCUGAGAAAAACAACACGCCGACCACCACCGACCGACACGAGGGGCAGACCCUAACUCACUCAUUCAUCUCUCUUCUAUAGAAAAUGUACUUGUAGCUGUAAAGUUGGUCGUUUUCCAGACGGUGUAUUUGUUUAUUUUUUCAUAUCGGAUAACUCCCCAUUCAAAUCUGUGCUACUUUACUGAAAGAAUAAUUUAAGAUUAACAUGACAAAAAUCCUGUUCGCUUACAGCGUUGUUAAAUCCCUGAGGCACGGAUGUGUGGUUGGCAGGAGAGUGGGAAACACGUCGGCCUGGCUGAGACUUCAAACUACCAAACAUAUCAGUGUGAAGGUGAGAAGACAAUGUGCCCAGACAGCCCACCUGGUCUUGGAGGAUGGCACAAGGAUGAAAGGGUUUUCUUUUGGGCAUGAUGCCUCUGUAGCCGGGGAACUGGUUUUCAACACUGGCCUGGUGGGCUAUCCCGAGGCCCUGACUGAUCCCAGCUACAGGGGUCAGAUCCUGACCCUGACCUACCCUAUUGUAGGAAACUAUGGGGUACCCAACACCCAGGAGCUGGACGAGCUGGGCUUGAGAAAAUAUGUGGAGUCAGAGCAUAUCCAGGUAUCUGGUCUUCUAGUUCAAGACUACAGCCAUGAAUACAGCCACUGGAACUCUGUCAAGUCUUUGGGACGAUGGCUACAAGAAGAGAAGGUGCCUGCACUGUUUGGAAUCGACACCAGAAUGCUGACCAAGAUCAUCCGAGAUAAGGGCACAGUGUUGGGGAAGAUUGAAUUUGAAGGGCAGCCUAUUGAGAUAUCUGACCCCAACCAGAAAAACCUGGUAGCAGAGGUCUCAACCAGGGAAACUAAAGUUUUUGGAAAAGGAAACCCAAUAAAAGUGGUGGCUGUCGAUUGUGGCGUUAAACAUAACAUCAUCCGCCUGCUGGUUAAGAGGGGUGCAGAGGUCCACCUUGUUCCGUGGGAUCAGGACUUGCUGAGUCUAGAGUACGACGGGCUGUUCAUCUCCAAUGGACCAGGAGAUCCGUCUCUGGCCAAGACACUCAUCGACAACAUUCGCAAGGUGCUGGACAGUGAUCGUCCUCAGCCAGUGUUUGGGAUCUGUAUGGGCAACCAGAUCACCGCUCUGGCUGCAGGAGCUAAGUCAUACAAGCUCCCUAUGGGCAACAGAGGUCAGAAUCAGCCGGUGCUGAAUGUGAUGUCGGGCCAGGCCUUCAUUACGGCUCAGAACCACGGCUACGGCAUAGACAGCAAGUCUCUGCCCCCGGGCUGGAGCCCACUUUUCAUCAACGCCAAUGAUGGCACCAAUGAGGGUAUCAUGCACAACACUAAGCCUGUUUUCACAGCCCAGUUCCACCCUGAGGCCAAAGGCGGUCCCACCGACACAGAGUUCCUCUUUGAUGCCUUCAUAUCCCUGAUCAAGAAAGGAAAGGAUGCAAACAUCGAGUCGGUCAUGCCCAGGAAACCCCACAUCCCUCCCAGAGCCCAGGUGUCGAAGGUGCUCGUACUGGGUUCUGGUGGUCUGUCUAUCGGUCAGGCGGGAGAGUUUGACUAUUCUGGAUCUCAGGCUGUCAAGGCCAUGAAGGAGGAGAACCUGAAAACAGUGCUGAUGAACCCCAACAUAGCCUCAGUUCAGACCAACGAGGUGGGCACCAAGCAGGCCGACUCCGUCUACUUCCUGCCCGUCACGCCAGAAUUUGUAACCGAAGUCAUCAAAGCUGAGCGUCCAGACGGCAUCCUGCUGUCCAUGGGUGGACAGACUGCACUUAACUGUGGAGUUGAGUUAUUCCAGCAUGGCGUCCUUGAGAAAUAUGGGGUGAAGGUUUUAGGAACCCCAGUGGAGUCCAUCAUGGCCACAGAGGACAGACAGCUUUUUGCAGACAAACUGAUGGAGAUCAAUGAGAAGAUUGCACCCAGUAUCGCCGUGGAGUCGGUGUCUGAUGCCUUGAAAGCGGCAGAGCAGAUUGGCUACCCAGUGAUGCUGCGAUCGGCCUACGCCCUGGGAGGUCUGGGCUCUGGUCUGUGUGCCAACAAAGAAAAGCUGGAAGAAACUGCUCACAAGGCUCUGGCCAUGAGCAGCCAGAUCCUGGUGGAGAAAUCUUUGUUGGGCUGGAAGGAAGUGGAGUAUGAGGUUGUGAGAGACGUGGCUGAUAACUGUGUCACCGUCUGCAACAUGGAGAACUUUGACCCGCUGGGCAUUCACACAGGGGACUCCAUAGUGGUGGCACCGAGCCAGACACUGUCCAACGAGGAGUACCACAUGCUCCGGGAGACGGCCAUCAAAGUGGUUCGUCACCUCGGCAUUGUAGGCGAAUGCAACAUCCAGUACGCCCUUCACCCAUCGUCUCUGGAGUACUGCAUUAUUGAGGUUAACGCUCGGCUCUCCAGGAGCUCUGCUCUGGCAUCCAAAGCCACUGGGUAUCCCUUGGCUUUUGUUGCCGCUAAAUUGGCUCUGGGAAUCCCCCUGCCAGAGAUCAAGAACGCUGUGUCGCAGAAGACCACAGCCUGCUUUGAGCCCAGUCUAGACUACAUCGUCACCAAGAUCCCCCGCUGGGACCUGGACCGCUUUCAGGGCAUGUCCCACGAAAUAGGCAGUGCCAUGAAGAGUGUCGGAGAGGUGAUGGCGGUGGGCCGGACCUUUGAGGAGAGCGUGCAGAAGGCCCUGAGGAUGUGUCAUCCAUCAGUGGAUGGCUUCGUGCCACGGCUGCCACUCAAGAAAGCCUGGGCUGACACCCAGGACCUUCAACAGGAGCUGGCUGUGCCCUCCAGCACCCGCAUCUUCUCCCUCGCCAAGGCCCUCCACAGUGGUACGAGUGUCGAACAGAUCCACCAGCUGACGGCCAUAGACAAGUGGUUCCUGCACAAACUCCACAGGAUAACACAGCUGGAGCAGCAGCUGGCAAACUACAGGAGUGACACAGUGCCCAAGGGGCUGCUGCUGAAGGCAAAGCAGGACGGCUUCUCAGACCGGCAGGUCGGUCAGAUUCUGGGUUCCAGUGAGAGAGCAGCCAGAGAGCUGAGACUCAGUCAUGGCAUCAAACCCUGGGUCAAACAGAUUGACACCUUGGCAGCAGAGUAUCCAGCCAUGACCAACUACCUGUAUUGUACCUAUCACGGUCAGGAGCAUGAUCUGGACUUUAAAGACCAGGGAAUUAUGGUUCUUGGUUGUGGGCCCUACCACAUUGGGAGCAGUGUUGAGUUUGACUGGUGCGCAGUUUCCAGCAUCAGAGCAUUGAGACAGAUGGGCAAGAGGACAGUGGUGGUCAACCAUAACCCUGAGACGGUCAGCACUGACUUCGACGAGUGUGACCGCCUUUACUUUGAGGAGUUGACCCUUGAACGCAUCCUGGACAUCACUCAGCAGGAGGGUUGCUCCGGCAGUAUUGUGUCAGUGGGAGGCCAGAUACCCAACAACCUGGCCGCCCCACUACACCUGAACGGGGUGAAGAUUCUGGGGACGAGCCCCUUGCAGAUUGACCGGGCUGAGGAGCGCUCCGUCUUCUCCAGUAUACUAGAUGAUCUCGGGGUAGCCCAAGCCCCAUGGAGGGCUCUCAGCUCCCUGGAAGAUGCCUUUGCCUUUGCCAACCAGGUAGGCUACCCCUGUCUGCUGCGACCCUCCUAUGUUCUCAGUGGCUCUGCAAUGAACGUUGCGUACGGAGAGGAGGAGAUGAAACGCUUCUUAGAAGAGGCCACUCAGGUGUCCCAGGAGCAUCCGGUGGUUAUCACCAAGUUUGUCCGCGGUGCCAGGGAGGUGGAGGUGGAUGCUGUGGCCAAGGGUGGCAAGGUUCUGGUCCAUGCCAUAACAGAGCACGUGGAAGAUGCAGGGGUACAUUCAGGAGAUGCCACCCUAAUGCUGCCAACCCAGACAAUCAGCCAGGGAGCACUAGAAAAGGUUAAGAUCGCCACCCGCAAAAUCGCACAAGCAUUUGAAAUUUCGGGGCCCUUUAACACCCAAUUUCUGGUUAAAGGCAAUGAUGUCAUGGUGAUUGAAUGUAAUCUGCGGGCAUCGCGCUCCUUCCCUUUUGUGUCAAAAACGAUCGGUGUGGACUUCAUUAAUGUGGCAACCAAAGUGAUGGUAGGAGAGCCUUUGGAUGAGGCCAGCCUGCCCUCGCUGGAGAACCCCAUCAUACCUGUCGACUUUGUUGGCAUCAAGGCACCCAUGUUCUCCUGGCCACGACUGAGGGAUGCAGACCCCGUCCUUCGCUGUGAGAUGGCCUCCACAGGAGAAGUAGCUUGUUUUGGACCAAACAUUUAUUCAGCCUUCCUGAAGGCUAUGCUCUCCACAGGUUUUAAGCUACCACAGAAGGGCAUCCUGAUUGGGAUUCAGCAUUCGUUCAGACCCAAUUUCCUUUCUACAGCCCACCAACUGAAAGAGGAGGGAUUCAAGCUUUAUGCUACUGAAGCCACUUCUGCCUGGCUGUGUGCCAAUGAUGUGCCUGCUACUCCAGUUGCCUGGCCUUCAGAGAAGGGAGGAGACACCAGUCUGCCCAGUAUUAAGAGACUGAUCAGUGAGGGUCAUAUUGACCUGGUGGUCAACUUGCCCAAUAACAACACUCGCCACCUAAAGGAUAACUUCAUCAUCCGCAGAAUGGCUGUUGACCAUGGUGUUCCACUCAUCACCAAUUAUCAGGUGGUGAAGUUGUUUGCGGAGGCCAUUCGCUAUGCGGGUGAGCUCGACACUACCAGCCUCUUCCACUACCGGCGGAAAGAUAACCAACAAAGAAGGGCUGGACAGCAGUGCUAAAGUUUCCUUCUCUUCCCUUUGGAAAACAGCAGUAUUGAGAGGGAGCAAAUUUCCAUUAUGUAGUUUCUUCAAAAUUCCUUGUAUCUCUUUCCUGAUCAUAUGUUAUCAAGAUUUAGUGGAGUUAUUUAGAUGCCAAGAAUUACAGUCUGUCAGGAGUUGGUUAGACCAAAACACAAUAAUUAGUUAUAAACUACUAGAGGGUACUAACAGUGUUACAGUUACAGUGACUCACCGUUGUCUCUUGAGGUACAAAGUGGAAUCACAAAGGCAGGAUGCGUCGAGGCUAGCUGGUUAGCAUGCUUACUAUAGCUCUUUUAACAAACAAGUUUGCCAGGUUGUAGGAAAUCUUAUCGUUUCUAAAUGAACUGCGGACCAACAGAACAUCAGAGUAAACUUCUUGAACAACUAAACUAGAUAGACUAAAACUGUUUAAAAAACAAUUAAAAAGACUGUCAUGCUGAAGGAGGAUAAACACCAACCAGACAAGCUGGAAAUACAAAGGUGGUUAUGAUUGGUUAUAAAAUAGGCUAUAAAGCUUUGAAGAAUUACAACUAAUUUACACUGACCAGAGAGGGUAUUUACACUGCCUUUUCAACGAGAAUAAAUACAUAAGGGCAGUGUUGCUGUUGUUCUUUCUUUUGCUAAGGAUCAGUGGUUUAUUUUUAUUAUGAGAAUGGGAUGCAAUAAGGUUUUUAACUUCUCGGUGGUCUUAUGAUGCUUUGGCCGAACACAUUUUUCUUUGUGUUGAAAAUGUACUAUAUACU